CCUCGGUUAACUUUUGAUGCAAAGAUGGCUGGAGCUAGCACCGGGUCCAGAGAUAAUAUCCCCGAUUAUGAGACCGCGGAUCUGAACACUCGGGCUUUCCACGUGGGCGCUUUUGGGGCUCUUUGGAAGGAGGCGCUGCGCGAGGAAGACGUGUCUCUCCAGCAGGCGGAACCUGCGGACGACGAGGCGGCGGUGAUGGAGGAUUUUCUCUGCACCCCGGAGAUCGCGGCAGAGCUGAAGGCUGUGUGCAGCAUUGCUGCACUGAAGAGCUCUGAUAAAGAAGAUCCAGAAGCGAUACCUGAAGAUACCAACUUAAUAACUCUUAAAAUUCGGCAGAAAGCUCUGGAGAGGCGAGAAGAAACCAUCCUUGUUGAUCGUGCAUGUAGACAAGAAACAUUUAUUCAUGAGAUGGAAUCUCAUGCAAUUGGAAAAAGGCCAAAAGAUCCUGUAAAUAUGGUUGACAAAGCUGAACUGGUUUUAACUCUCAACAUUUUUUAUCCAGUUAUAUUUCAAAAGCAUAAGCUCCGGAAGCCAUAUCAGACACUGUUGGUCCUAGGGAGCCAAAAACUUACCGAGCUCCGAGAUUGCAUUUCCUGUGUCAGCGACCUUCAGAUUGGUGGGGAGUUCAGCAAUAAUCCUGCUCAGGCCCCAGAAAAUAUCAGCAAGGAUCUCUAUAAGUCUGCCUUCUUUUACUUUGAAGGUGUUUUUUAUAAUGACAGCAGGAAUGCUGAAUGCAGAGAUUUGAGCAGGACAAUUACUGAGUGGGCAGAAUCCCGUGAGCGAGGUUAUGGAAAACUUCAGGCAACUAAAAUGGAAGACUACACCUUUAAUGAUUUGGACAUAAAAAUAGGUUUCCCGUACCUUUAUUGUCAUCAAGGAGAUUGCGAGCACAUUGUUAUUAUCACAGAUAUCAGGCUUAUUCAUCGAGACGACUGCCUAGACAGAAGCCUCUAUCCCUUAUUAACCAAAAAACAUUGGCUAUGGACUAAAAAGUGUUUUGUGUGCAAAAUGUACACAGCCAGGUGGGUAACGAAUGAAGACAGCCUUGCUCCACAAGAGCCCUCGUUCUUUUGUGAUGUCUGCUUCCAAACACUGCAUUAUGAUGCAGAUGGCAACAAGUUGGGAGUGUUCCUUGCCUACCCUUACGUUGAUCCAGGGAUUUUCAACUGAGCUGAAGAAGAAAGAAGAUCAAAUAAUAUGGUAUCAUCUAUUUUAGUACCCGUUGGAACAUGAAUACUGUGAUUAAGCAUUGGAGAACUUUUUUCAGGAUUUCUGCUUUAUGUUUACACACACACACACACACACACACACCCAUGUAUUCCAUUUUAUUUUUACAUAUUGAUCCUUGUCCUAGAUAUAGUUAUUCAUAAUCUUACUUCAUUUCAAAGGGCAAUGAAAGCUGAACUCUCUUGCCUUUACACUAAGUAUCAAAACUGAGGCAUGUCAGAAAGUCAAUUUCAUCUCCCUCAUAUAAUCCUUUCCUCCAGAAGAAUUCCUUGGCGGAGAAAAGACCAAUGAUCAGCGUGGUGUCCCUGCUCCAGUUUGCCAUCCUGGAACAAUGGAUUCUUAUUCGUGUUUGUAUUAUUUGUUUUUUGAAGGGCAAAACAGAGCUUUUUGAAGGAUAUUGUCACAUUGUUGGGUUUUUUUUGUUGAGUUUUAAUAUUAACUUUGUUAAUGUUCUCUGUAUUUUAUUUAGCAACCAUUUUUUUUUAUACUAACACAGCAUUUCAGGAUCACAAAAUUGAGUUUGAUGCUUGGAUUUCUCACAGGUUGUGGCUAAGAGUCUCUUAUGCUUCUCUCUGUGAGAAAUUAGGCAUUGCUAGGUAGAUGAUAUUGCUGUGCGGCCACAGUUAAUCCUGCUAUUUCACAUAACUCACUUCUUUUGAGAAUGCAUGUGCAUCUCAGCUGCACCUUUCAAGUAUAUUUAUUUAAAUAUAAAUGGAUGUGGGGACCUUUUUUUAAAAAUAACUUGCCUCCUUGGACUAUUUUCCUAAUUUCCUUUCUAUCCUUUCUGUGGUUCUCUUGCCACUAGUGCCUGUUUUUUUUCCUCCCAAACCAUCCCAUUUCCUUAUUUGUCCUUUAUUCCUUCUCACUUCCUUUAUACUUCUUUCUCAUAGGCAUUCCCCAUCUAUUUUUCCUUCUGCUCUUCCAGGUUGCCUUCUUGAUUAAGUGCAGAACCUUUGUAUAGCCUCUGUGGAUAUCCAUGACCCCCAGAUUCUUUCCAUCUUACAGAUGUUACGCCAUAUGUGCUGAUUCUUACAUUCAUGUUUAAUAUAUUAAACUGUGUGCAAUAAAAUGUUUUG
Messenger RNA from Protobothrops mucrosquamatus (brown spotted pit viper), 2303 nucleotides. It is a transcript of the gene SNAPC3, whose product is annotated as small nuclear RNA activating complex polypeptide 3. The transcript has 9 exons. Gene Ontology annotation, biological process: snRNA transcription by RNA polymerase II; snRNA transcription by RNA polymerase III. The record is from RefSeq and is a predicted model, not a curated record. Lineage: Eukaryota; Metazoa; Chordata; Lepidosauria; Squamata; Viperidae. Bases 25 to 1170 code for a protein of 381 amino acids. Gene Ontology annotation, cellular component: snRNA-activating protein complex. Gene Ontology annotation, molecular function: core promoter sequence-specific DNA binding; RNA polymerase II cis-regulatory region sequence-specific DNA binding; bent DNA binding.